Trichoplusia ni (cabbage looper) is the source of this 640-nucleotide messenger RNA. RefSeq names its product U3 small nucleolar ribonucleoprotein protein IMP3. Bases 74 to 622 code for a protein of 182 amino acids. Gene Ontology annotation, cellular component: small-subunit processome; Mpp10 complex; small ribosomal subunit. Lineage: Eukaryota; Metazoa; Arthropoda; Insecta; Lepidoptera; Noctuidae. The record is from RefSeq and is a predicted model, not a curated record. Gene Ontology annotation, biological process: rRNA processing. Gene Ontology annotation, molecular function: snoRNA binding; rRNA binding; structural constituent of ribosome. The transcript has 4 exons.
UCAUUAGUGUCAUUUUGAUAAGUCCUCACACGUGUGAUUGUUUACAGGUCAAGAAAGUGAAAAAUAGCCGAAAAUGGUUCGAAAAUUAAAGUUUCAUGAGCAAAAGCUGCUUAAGAAAGUAGAUUUCAUAUCAUGGAAAGUCGAUAAUAACUUAAACGAAGUAAAAGUUAUGAAAAAAUAUCAUAUACAAAAACGUGAAGAUUACACUAAAUAUAAUAAGUUGUCAAGGGAUAUUCGUGAGCUCGCAAACAAGAUAAAAGACUUGGACGCAAGCAGCGAAUUCCGUACAGAAUCCAGUGCUCAGUUGUUAGAGAAGUUAUAUCAGAUGGGUCUUAUACCGACGCGGUGGGACCUCGCGCUCGCCAUCAACGUAUCAGCUAGCUCAUUCUGUAGAAGAAGACUACCCACAGUUAUGGUUAGAAAUAAAAUGUCAGAGAGCAUAAAAGAAGCCACUAAGUUCAUAGAACAGGGUCAUGUGAGGGUAGGGCCGGAGGUGGUCAAGGACCCAGCCUUCCUGGUCAACAGGGCACUGGAGGACUUUGUGACCUGGGUGGAUGGCUCAGCCAUCAGAAGACAUGUUAUGGAGUAUAAUGACUUGAGGGAUGAUUUUGAAAUGGUGUAAAAUAAAGUUUAGUUUAGG